Messenger RNA from Pangasianodon hypophthalmus (striped catfish), 4623 nucleotides. RefSeq names its product mitochondrial translational initiation factor 2 (gene mtif2). Lineage: Eukaryota; Metazoa; Chordata; Actinopteri; Siluriformes; Pangasiidae. The record is from RefSeq and is a predicted model, not a curated record. Gene Ontology annotation, biological process: translational initiation. The transcript is spliced from 3 exons. Gene Ontology annotation, molecular function: translation initiation factor activity; GTP binding; GTPase activity. Bases 54 to 2153 code for a protein of 699 amino acids.
CUUAAAAUAAGCCGGAAGCUUUGGGACGGUAGGAAUUCAAAGUCAAUUGGUUAAUGCUUCAUGCCAUGAUUAAGAGGUUUUCUGUCCUGAUCGGGAGGGCCGCAUCAGCCCAUUGCCUUGAUGUUCCACUAUACACUCCCCAUCAUGUACGAUACCUGGCUGCUAAACCGGAUAGAGUACAUGGAAAAGCUAAGAAGUUUAUCCUGAAACCAGUGAAAUUAGAGAAACAGGAGAAGCAAGAAGUGGAGAUCAAACAGUCUAUGACUGUGUCUCAACUUGCUGAGGCUAUGAACAAAGACAUAGAUCAUGUAUAUGAGGCCUUACUGAACACAGCUAUAAAUAUCAAUGAUCUGGAACCAGACACUGUGUUGGAGGAGAAGUGGCUAAAAGAGGCUAUAAAGAGGUCUGGGAUGAAGUAUAAAUGGGCCAAGAUAGUGGAGAAUGAAGUCAGAGAAAACAAAGAUGUCCAGAGACAACCACCACCAGAUCCUGCUAGUUUAGUGAACAGACCUCCAGUAGUAACUAUUAUGGGGCAUGUGGAUCAUGGGAAGACCACGCUGCUGGACAGCCUGAGGAAGAGCCAGAUUGCUGUACAAGAGGCUGGAGGCAUCACGCAACACACUGGAGCGUUUCUGGUCCAGCUUCCUUCUGGUGAACUCAUUACGUUUCUGGACACCCCUGGACAUGCAGCGUUUUCUGCUAUGAGGGCUCGUGGUGCCUUGGUUACUGACAUCAUCAUUCUGGUGGUUGCAGCUGAUGACGGAGUGAUGAAGCAGACCAUCGAGUCCAUACAGCAUGCCAAGAAAGCCAAAGUGCCAAUCAUUGUGGCAGUGAAUAAAUGUGAUAAGCCUCAGGCAGAUCCCCAGAAAGUGAAACAAGCUUUGCUGGCCCAUGAUGUUGUGUGUGAAGAGUUUGGAGGAGACGUCCAGGCUAUCCAUUUGUCUGCUUUAAAGGGGGAGAAUCUGAUGGAGCUGGCUGAAGCCACAGUAGCACUUGCUGAGAUGCUGGAACUGAAAGCUGACCCUAAGGGUCUAGUAGAGGGGACUGUCAUUGAAAGCCAUACAAGCAAGGGCAAAGGAUCUGUAACCAUGGCAAUAAUCAAACGGGGCACUCUAAAGAAGGGCUGCAUACUGGUGGCAGGAAAGGCCUGGGCUAAAGUGCGCUUAAUGUUUGAUGAGAACGGCCGAACUGUGACAAACGCAGGGCCUGGCAUUCCUGUAGAGAUUGUUGGCUGGAAGGAACUACCUUCUGCUGGUGAAGAAAUUCUGGAGGUGGAGUCGGAGCAACGGGCUCGGGAGGUAGUGGAGUGGCGCACAUACAUGGAAGAACAGAACAAGUUGAAGGAGGAUCAGCAAGCCAUCGAGGCCAAGCAGAAGCAACACCAAGAGAGCUAUCAGAAAGAGAGGGAGAGACUGGCGCAUCUCAACUGGAGGCAGAGGAAAGUCGCUCUCUACAAGGCCAACAAGCACCAUAUAGCCUCCAGACCCAGUGAGAAAACCGAGGCUGAGGAUCCCAGUCUGAGUCUCAUUGUCAAAGGUGAUGUUGAUGGCUCAGUGGAGGCAAUUUUGAACAUUCUUGCAAGUUAUGAUGCAGAGGAACAGUGUGUCUUAAAUAUAGUGCAUUUUGGUGUUGGGGAUAUCUCAGAAAAUGACAUUAACAUGGCAGAGACGUUCUCAGGAAUAAUAUAUGGUUUCAACAUUGGCGCUAAUAAGUCAAUACAAGACAUGGCUGCCAAGAAGGGCAUAUCCUUAAAGAUGCAUCGUGUCAUCUACCAUCUGAUAGAUGACCUGAAAGAGGAGCUUAGCAGUAAACUGCCCCCAACCACUGAGGAGAAUAUAGUAGGAGAAGCAUCUGUUCUGGCCACAUUUGAUGUGACUGUAGGGAAGAAGAAGGUCCCAGUGGCUGGCUGCAGAGUCCAGAAGGGCCAACUGGACAAGAAGAUGAAAUUUCGACUCGUUCGAGGGAAAGAGGUUCUUUGGGAAGGGGCAUUGACUGCACUAAAACAUCACAAAGAUGAUGUGCAAGUUGUGAAGACAGGCAUGGAGUGCGGUCUGUCUUUGGACAAAGCUAUUGACUUUAAAGCUGGAGAUGAAAUAAUCUGUUAUGAGGAAACAGAGAAGCAGCAGAGAAUAUCUUGGGAUCCAGGGUUUUAAGAGACUGCCCCUGUCAGUGACAUCACCAGCAUGUGGUGUUCAAAAUAGUUAUUCUGUCAGGUUAUUAUGUCCAUAUAAGGAUGUGACUGGCAAGCUGUGUAAAUUAUUCCAUGAUUAAAAUAAAUGAGUUUAAAAAAAGUGGGAAAGGUAUCUAGUAGCAAUCUAAUUCAUUUAGAUUUAUUUAUUCAUUACAAAAAAUAAAUAAAAUAAAUAAACCAAAUACAAAAUAAACCAGAUGCGAUUAAGUGUACUAAAUUAGAAAUGACAAAUUCAUAAAAUCCUCACUGUGUAUAAUUAGGUAUAGAAAUAAUCAGUUAUGUGGAAAUCUGAGGUCCAGAUGUCCAGUUAUUUCCUAAAUGUUCCUAUGAUCAAUUUAUAAAUGUCCAUACAUACAAGAUAAUUUGCCUACAUUUUUCCCAACCAUGACCUGUUUAUUAAUUGCUUAUCAUCUUAAAAUCAUGUGUAGGUGAACAAGCAUUUUGAGUUCGCCUAGAGAACUCUUUGAGAUGUUAUAUAGUGGGACAAAAAAACCAAUAUUAAUGGCUGGGUAAGGAAUUAGUAAGGGUGAUAUAAUGUGUAUAAAUGUCCCAUAAGGAGCUCAGCUCUCAGGUGCUGAUAGCAAUGUGUAAGCUACUUGGAAAACAAAUAAUUAUUAAUUAACAAUAUUAGACUAAUGACAUGAAGGUCACAUGGUAAAUCCAUUAAUUUAUUAAAUUAUUCCAUCAGUCAAACUGGCUCAAAUGUCCCCAUCAAGGGAAAAUAUACACUAGUGUACCAGUGCAUGAGCAUAUACUGUAUACAUACACUCACUGUCCACUAUAAUAGGAACACCUGUACACCUGCUCAAUCAGCCAAUCAUGUGGCAGCAGCACAAAUGCAGAAAAAUCAUGCAGGUCAAGAGCUUCAGUUAAUAUUAACGUCAAACUUCAGAAUGGAGGAAAAGCGUGAUCUCUGUGACUUUAACCAUGCCAUGGUUGUUGGUGCCAGAUGGGCUGGUUUGAGUUUUAUUUCAGAAACUGCUGAUCUCCUGGGAAUUUCACACACACACACGAGUACUUAUCUGAGUUACUAUAGACUUCCUGUCAGCUCAGACCAGUCUGUUCAUUCUCCUGGGAUCUCUCUCAUCAGCAAGGUGUUUCAGCUUGCAGACCCUCUGCACACAGGAUGUUUUUUGGUUUUUUGCACUGUUCUGUAUAAACUCUAGAGACUGCUGUGUGUGAAAAUCUCAGGAGAUUAGCAGUUUCUGAAAUAUUCAAACCAGCCCAUCUGGCACCAACAACCAUGUCACGGUAAGUCAUAGACAUCAUACUUUUUCCCCAAUCUGAUGUUUGAUGCUUGUGAAUAUUAACUGAAGCUCUUGACCUGUAUCUGCAUGAUUUUAGGCAUUGUGCUGCUGCCACAUGAUUGGCUGAUUGGAUAUCUGUGUAAAUGAGUACAGGUAUGUGUACAGGUUUUCCUAAUAAAGUGACUGGUGAGUGUAUAUUCAUGCAAAGGAGGAUUUUCUAAGUGAAGUCUGUGGCCCAGCACAAAGCAGAGUUACUCUUACUAUCCCAAAGUUGAUUUUUUUUUUAACAACAGGACAUCCUGAAGUUAUUCCUCUUAUACUACAGGAAUUUGCCAAUGAUUGUCAUUUUUAAUUUAUUAAAGAAUGACACGACCGUUUAUAGUUACAUUUAAUGUUAUGGAACGUCCAUGAGACAAGUUAGUUCCUGUUAUCACUUACAUUACAGCAGGUAUAAACAUUCGUUCACUCACCACCCUCUCUUUUUUCCUUUCUUGAAAUUAAUCAGACAAAAAAAACACAGCUUGAUUUUUUUACUGAGACUGUAAAGUGUAUAAAGUGUUUUCUUAUUUACAGUUUCACCGUAAAGUGACAUGCUGGAUUUUUUUUUUUUUUUUUUUUUACAAACCACUGACACUUCAGACUCCUUUCAUAAAUGUUAACGUUUCCUUACAGAAAGCUUCACCAUAUUACUGAUUAUAUCUUUUUCUUUUCUAUGUUUGGUAUAAGUUCCUGUAUAUACCAGAUGUGCCAACAUUACAAGAAAAUCGUGAAAGGGUGAGGAAAAAUAUAACUUUGUAUAUUAAUAAGGGAAACCCUAGUGUAUGUGAGUGGACGGGACAGCUUGAUGCUAACGAGAAGGUAAGGGGAAUAUUAUCUAAAUAGUUCAUUUGUAUUAUUUUCUUCUCAGAUGAGCAGGACGCAGUGGUAAGAAAACAGCAAGGCAAAAGUUUGAUAUGACUACUAUUUAAGUGAAUUGGAUUUUCAGCCAGACCAGGUUUAUUUGCGCUUAGCCUGACCACCGCUUCAUCUGAGAAAACAAAAGUGUAAUUUUCAGGUGUCUCCUGUAUCACUGUUGGUCAAAAAUUGUAAAUGUUACUGCUAAACUGUAAAUGUUGGCACCUCUGAAAUUUCAUUAAUUGACAUUAAUAUACAGGUCAUUUGUGCUGCGCGUGAAUGAUGACGACA